AUGGUGAUUAGAGCCCCUAAUAGCAUAGCGUGGCCCUGUAAAAAGUUAAUACCAUGUAAAAGUAAAACAAGAAGCACAAAAGUGGUUUGUAAGAGCGUAAUGAAGAGAAGAAAUGGGAGAAAGAUCAGAAGUGUAGAAGCAUUUGUAGAAAUAGACCUAACGAGUCAAGGGAAAAACGGAUCAACACUGAACUCAAAACAAACAAAUAGUCCUAAAAACAUAGGAACAAUGGAAGAAUAUCUUAGAAAUAGUAAUUUGAAGAUGAACGAUAGUGAAAAAACGGACCGAAAGGAGUCACUGGUACCCUCAAACAUUAAGUCAAAAAAGGAAGACGAUGACGUUGAAACAGAUGAUAAAACUAUAGAAUGGUAUUUAAUACCUUUAUUUAUUCCCUUUUCACACAUGUGGUGUCAAUACAUGUAG
Theileria annulata is the source of this 423-nucleotide messenger RNA. RefSeq lists its product as uncharacterized. NCBI's taxonomy places the organism in Eukaryota, Apicomplexa, Aconoidasida, Piroplasmida, Theileriidae. The transcript has 3 exons. The coding region runs from base 1 to 423 and encodes 140 amino acids. The record is from RefSeq and is a predicted model, not a curated record.